ACUAUUCAUACAGAUUUUGGAGAUUAUUUGAGGUUAGUCACAAAGUUAUUAUUCUUUUACAUACUUUUCGAUACCCUUUCGUGUACGUGUCUUAUUUUGAUGUGGUUCUAAAAGCGAAUUCUUCGUCCUUUUUCACUGCUGAACUUGAACAACCCAUACCAACCAUGGCUAGCCUGGAAGAUAAAAAGCAUCUCAUAACCCGGAACUUACAAGAAGUUCUGGGUGAGGAGAAACUUGUUGAAGUCCUCAAACAGAGAGAUUUGAAAAUCUACUGGGGAACUGCUACAACUGGGAAACCUCACAUUGCUUACUUUGUGCCCAUGUCGAAGGUAGCAGACUUUCUUAAAGCUGGUUGUGAAGUAACAAUACUGUUUGCUGAUCUACAUGCCUAUCUAGACAAUAUGAAAGCCCCAUGGGAACUUCUGCAACUUCGCACCCAGUACUAUGAAGCUAUAAUUAAAGCUAUGCUCACCUCUAUUGAAGUGCCUCUAGAAAAAUUGAAAUUUGUUAGAGGUACAGAGUACCAACUAACAAAAGAGUAUACACUAGAUGUGUACAGGUUGUCAUCGGUCAUCACCGAGCAUGAUGCUAAGAAAGCUGGAGCUGAGGUGGUGAAGCAGGUUGACCAUCCAUUACUUAGUGGUCUGUUGUACCCUGGACUGCAAGCCCUAGAUGAGGAAUAUUUAAAAGUGGAUGCUCAAUUCGGUGGAGUUGACCAGAGGAAGAUUUUCACAAUGUCUGAAAAGUACUUGCCUCAAUUAGGGUACGCUAAAAGGAUACAUUUAAUGAACCCCAUGGUUCCUGGCUUGACUGGAGCCAAAAUGUCUUCAUCUGAAGAAGACAGUAAAAUUGACCUUCUUGACAACCCAUCCAAUGUAAAGAAGAAGCUCAAGAAGGCAUUCUGUGAGCCUGGAAAUAUAACUGAUAAUGGAGUGUUAUCAUUCACCAAACAUGUCAUCUUCCCACUAUACAAGCCGGGCGACAGCUUCAAGAUUGUCAGAGCACCAGACCAUGGUGGUGAUGUUACUUAUGCCAAGUAUGAAGACUUGGAGGCAGCAUUCGCUAAACAAGAAAUCCAUCCUGGAGACUUAAAAGCCUCUGUAGAACUUGCCAUCAACAAACUACUAGCUCCCAUUCAUGAAAUAUUCAAGGACCCUAAGUUGCAAGAGCUGACUAAGAAAGCCUACCCACCACCUACUAAAGUUAAGGGCAAUGCUGCCCCUGCAGUUGAUGAAGUGACUCCAUCUAAACUGGACAUCAGGGUUGGACAUAUUGUUGAGGUCUCAAAGCAUCCUGAAGCUGAUGGACUUUAUGUAGAGAAGAUUGAUCUUGGGGAGGAGGAGCCAAGAACUGUGGUUUCUGGCUUAGUCAACUUUGUGCCUAUUGAAGAGAUGCAGAAUAGAGAUGUUGUGGUCCUUUGUAACUUGAAGCCUGCCAAGAUGAGGGGUGUAGAGUCCAAGGGAAUGGUACUUUGUGCGUCAGUAGAUGAGCCCAAACAAGUUGAGCCAUUACUAGCUCCCGAAGGAAGCAAGGCUGGUGAUAGAAUUGUAAUAGAGGGCUAUGAAACUGGAGAGCCAGAUGCAGUUCUGAACCCUAAGAAAAAAGUUUGGGAAAAAUUACAAGUUGACUUGAAAACUAAUGAUAACUUGUUGGCUGUAUGGCAAGGCAACAAACUGAUAAGCAAGGUCAAUGGUAAUUCAGUUACAACAAAGUCUAUGAAAAAUGCUCCUAUUAAAUAAGUUACAAUGUUGAUCACUUUUUUAAAAUAAUAUUUUUUUAAUACUUUCA
Molecule: messenger RNA, 1788 nt
Organism: Plutella xylostella (diamondback moth)
Lineage: Eukaryota; Metazoa; Arthropoda; Insecta; Lepidoptera; Plutellidae
Gene: TyrRS
Product: Tyrosyl-tRNA synthetase
Biological process (GO): tyrosyl-tRNA aminoacylation
Molecular function (GO): ATP binding; tyrosine-tRNA ligase activity; tRNA binding
Source: RefSeq, a predicted model, not a curated record